This is a messenger RNA of Saprolegnia parasitica CBS 223.65, 576 nucleotides long. RefSeq lists its product as hypothetical. The record is from RefSeq and is a predicted model, not a curated record. The coding region runs from base 1 to 576 and encodes 191 amino acids. NCBI's taxonomy places the organism in Eukaryota, Oomycota, Saprolegniomycetes, Saprolegniales, Saprolegniaceae. The transcript is spliced from 2 exons.
AUGAAGAUCACCGCGUACUUCGCGGUCCUUGGAUGGGCCCUCGCCAUGGAGCUCCUCGACUGCGGGCCGACGACGCCACCGACGGCCAGCUGCAACUGCCGGCCAACGACGACGACCCUCGCGCCGACCACCGGCCUCGCCGCCCCUUCCGGCGCCGGGAGCGACGACGGCGCCCCGCGCUCGCCCUUGCCAGCACCCGGAGCGACGACCGCGGUCCCGACGACCACGAUCCACGGAGGAACACCUACCACGAGCCCAUCGUCGAGCUCGGUGAAUGCUACAACACCGAUUCCAGGACCCACGACGACGAACAAGACAGCGAGCCCUGGACCGUCCACGACGCGACUGACGCGAGUGCCUGUCCCGACGAAGACACCGACGCCGACGACGACGCGCUCUUCCGACCCCAAGCAUGACGACGACCGUGAACCCUACGUCGUCAUCCUUCAUGACGACACCCUCGACCUCUCCAGGAGCCACCUCCAUGAACCCGACGUCUAUGCCUGCCUCGAGCGCUCCGAUUCUGCCGAACACAACGACUCCGACGGGAACGAUGAGUCCUGGAUCGACGUCUAG